Molecule: messenger RNA, 1053 nt
Organism: Lasiodiplodia theobromae
Lineage: Eukaryota; Fungi; Ascomycota; Dothideomycetes; Botryosphaeriales; Botryosphaeriaceae
Product: Mitochondrial 54s ribosomal protein
Exons: 3
Coding region: 1-1053 (350 amino acids)
Biological process (GO): translation
Cellular component (GO): ribosome; cytosolic large ribosomal subunit
Molecular function (GO): structural constituent of ribosome; RNA binding
Source: RefSeq, a predicted model, not a curated record
AUGGCCCUCCGCGAGCUCGGCGCGCGCCUGAGCUGUGCCCUCCGCACCGAUGCGCGCCCCUGCCUGAGCGUCGCCGCCCCCCUUGGCCGCCGCAAUGCCUCUUCGUCGCCGGCCGCGGACUCCGGCGCGGACCUGGAGGAAGCCUCGUCGUUCGCCGCGCCGCCUCCGGAUGGCGAAAUCAUCAAGACCUGGGAUCCAAUAGCGCGGCAAAAGCAGCGAGAGAAGCCCCUGCCGUCCAGCAGAUACAAGUUCCGAUCCCCAAAGCAUUACCGUGGCCCUCUGCAUCCGCACCAGCCUCCUCCCCCGUCAGACCCUGCCUCCCGUUUGUUCGUCCCCGGGCCCUUCACUCUGCCGCGCCUCGAGCAAACCUACGAAAGCACAAUCAAGCCCGACCUGAUGACUCUGGCGUACCACCACCACCCCCCCGGCUACAGUGCACCACCAAAGUCGCAAAGAUUACGAGAAUGGGUCGGUGAUUCGCCCUACUUCAAGAACCGCCCUCUCAGAGGCCCCCGCGGUGGAGACACGCUCCGCCUUCUGCGACAGCCUAUCACGUUCAGGAACGUCCCGAAGCUAGAGGGUGUCACGGUCCAUACUAUGGUUCCCAAGGCGGUAGAGGACUCGGCACAUCUGCACGUUGCCGGAAUGGUGAUUCAGUCAAUAACGAACGUUCGCACCACUGCGUACAAAUCCAGGCACGCUGUGUCUCAAUGGGGCCUGCGUGAAGGCAAAUUCGUCGCUGUCAAGGCCGAACUGAAGGGCGAGGACAUGUACGAUUUCUUGGGAAAAACGAUUGACUUGGUCCUACCGAGAAUUAAGGAAUGGAAGGGAGCUAAGGGCAGUUCGGGAGACAGCAGCGGCAACAUCGCCUUUGGUUUGCCUGCUGAUGCCGUGGCCAUGUACCCGGAAAUUGAGGUCAACUUCGACAUGUAUCCGCCUAAGAUGAUCCCCGGUUGCCACAUCAUUGUGAAGACGUCAGCAACCACUGACAGAGAGGCAAGGUUGCUGCUCAACGCCAUUGGUAUUCCGUUCUAUGGCAAGCUCAGGAACUAA